AGAGUGGGUAGUUUAACGCUAGUCAAGGUCAUGAAGAAGUCUCUCAAUCCGUUUGAUGAAGAUGAACCUGGGGGUUUUUCUUCUUCCUCUAAACCAACAACUUGGCCCUACACAGGAACUACAUCAUCCGGAAGAAGCGAAGUGCAAUGUCAAAUUUCAGAUAGUCAAUCAAGAACAAAAGCUAGCCAACAACGUGCAUUAUCCAGUAUAUAUAAUUCAGAACAAAUUGGUGUUGCAGCAGCCCAAGAACUUAUUGAACAAGGAGAAAAAUUAAAUCGUGCUGAACAGAAGCUUGAAGAAAUUAGUGAAUUGCAAAAAGAUAGUCAAAAGAAAAUUAAUACUUUAUCUAGUGUUUUCGGUGGAUUUAAAAACAUUUUUUCUCGAAGACAAUCACAACCUGUUCCUCAAAGCUCCUCGAUGGUGGACAAGACGUUGAAUAAUAGAAAUCAAAGUAAUCUGAGACAAACGAUUCAAUGUGAAAAUUCAUGGGGUAAUCAGUACACCAGUACACUGCAACAAACAGCGAUUGUAAGUCAUUAGCAUAUCUCAUUGGAGACAAUUAUUACUACAUAUUAUUUGAAAUUGAACAACUCGUGUUAACUUGUUCAUCUCUAUCACUUGUUGACUACCAUCCCAAGCCAUUGUCUAAUAAUAAUAAUAGCUCUACUCACCACUAUAGAUUUGAUUACAGUGAAAAUUCCUCAACAUUAACAUCUGAAUUGCAUUCUUCCCAGGAUCCUAUUAUUACAGUCGUGUUUAGAAUAAAAGAUAGGUGUAUGCACCUAUCAAAUUUAAUAGUAAUUACUCGCAGGCUACGUGACGUUAAUCAAAGCAAUCACCUUGACAAACGCCACUUAGCGCGUGACUAUGCAAAGGAGCUUUGGGUCAGAAAGUAUACGUUAUUUUCCACUAUACGAAAAACUUUGCUUCAUUAAGUAUUCUAUUUUAUGUGGAAAGGUAACGACGUAUUCAUCUAAAUCAUGCAAAAGAUUGAAAAUAAUAAAUUACAAACUUAAUUGCUUGUACAAAAAGAAGUGUCAUUUGGAACCUAACAACACCUCGAAAUCUGCAGAUGUUGAGUUUGAAAACAAUUUAGCUCUAAUGGGCGAUGGCAUGUCUCGAUUAAAAAGUUUAGCUCAAGGUAUGCACAAUGAAUUAAGAAGUCAGAACGAUCAACUUGAUCGGAUGGCGCCGCAAAUUCAUCGAGUCACUGAUACCAUGUCAAAUCAAAAUCGUCAAAUGAACAAAUUGCUAGGAAUCCGACCAAAAUAAACUGUUGCUUCUUGCUUUUCUUCUGUGAUUUCACCUUUUUCAAUUAAGAUAUUAAUGCAGUGGGUGAUGAGGCACCGGUCCUGCUUGGGUAUUUCGUUCGAAGAAACCUUUAUUUCUGUCUACGUUUGAUUUCUUUGUCAGCUAUUCUCAAGUGACAAUAUGUACACAAUUUGUUUAGUUUAUUUUAAUUGAUUUAUUGUUAUUUUUUAAUAAAUUAUCAAUAUGCUCUUUUUUCUAAUA
This is a messenger RNA of Schistosoma spindalis, 1512 nucleotides long. The record is from the annotation of a GenBank genome assembly. Lineage: Eukaryota; Metazoa; Platyhelminthes; Trematoda; Strigeidida; Schistosomatidae.